GCGGCUGCUAAAUUCUUAAGGGUGUUGAACUUCGUAGACCGAAGGUGUAGUGUGUGAUCAGUUCAUGUUCUGAUAGACUUGCUUCAAGUUUUAAAGGCAAAAAGUUUGCCAAAAUGUCAAGUGCGAAGGAAAAGCAAUUGGGGUUACACAAAGUGAUCAUGGUUGGAAGUGGUGGGGUUGGAAAGUCAGCUCUUACUCUGCAGUUUAUGUAUGACGAGUUUGUUGAAGACUACGAGCCUACCAAAGCUGACAGCUAUAGGAAAAAGGUUGUUUUAGACGGAGAAGAGUGUCAAAUAGAUAUUUUAGACACGGCAGGACAGGAAGAUUAUGCCGCUAUACGCGACAAUUAUUUUCGGAGUGGGGAAGGAUUUCUCUGCGUGUUCUCAAUCACUGAACCCGAGUCAUUUGAAGCAACAUCGGAAUUUAGAGAGCAGAUUCUUCGCGUUAAGGGAGACGACGAACAUAUACCUUUCUUGCUGGUUGGAAACAAGGCUGACUUAGAAGAUAAACGGCAAGUAACAGCUGACGAAGCUCAAUCGAAGGCGAAGGAGUGGAACGUAGCUUUUGUCGAAACUUCAGCUAAAACAAAAGCGAACGUUGACAAAGUAUUCUUUGAUCUUAUGAGGGAAAUUAAAUCGCGGAAAGAAGACGGUUUGAAACCAGUUAAGGACAGUAAAAGAAAAAAGAAAAAGAAAUGUGAAAUUCUGUAAAUCUGUGGCCUACUUACUCGAAAUAUUGCAAAAUAUUAUAUGCGAACUUUGUAUCUGUGAUCCCGUUCUUUAUGCACUCCCUUAUGGAUUGCGGAAACUUUCAUUUUCUUCCUUAUUGAGAUACUGUUACGUUUUCUUCCUAGUAAUUUACGAGCUUAUACCUCCAAGGAGAAUGUUUUGAUGUUAUGUAUCACACUGAAUACAUUUAUUUUAAAAAGCAAUUUACCAAGAUACAUGUUUAAAUUUCUAAGUGACCAUUACAUAUUUUCUCCUCUUACAUAGGAGGGUUACGAAAUUAGGUAUGAUUUGACUUGACAGCUUUGAUCAUCAUCCUGUAUUCUCUAAGUAAAAUUUCAGAAUAUUACUGUUAUUUCUAAGGAAAAGUAACAAAUUGGAAGAGCUUGAGCUGAGGUUACAAUGAAUUUGAAGACAGUUAUCAAUAAUUGUCACAAAGUGUUUAUAAAUAACAGUGACACGUAAAUAAUUUAUGUUUCUUGAAUUGUACAUUAAAAUUAUUGACUCAAGCUAUUUUAGUUUUUUGACACAGACCACUUUAUUUCAUUUAUCUUACUGUUGCAACUGAAUCAUGGCAUGUUAUAGGAAUUAAAUCACUGUUGUUUUAGUGUAAAAUCAAUUUUCUUGACUCUGCUCCACUUGCAUUUGUAGAUUUACUCAGGUGACAUUUUACUGUCUCAUGGUAUGGUCAAUUCUAGGAAGUGACAAUACCAUAAGAUAAAUUGCAGUAUUUUAUUUCUUAUGUAUUCACUAGAGUAAAAAAUGAGAAUCUUUUACACUGUAUACAAUGUUAAUUGUGAUGAUUUUAAUAAAAGUAAGGAUAAUGAU
Molecule: messenger RNA, 1553 nt
Organism: Stylophora pistillata
Lineage: Eukaryota; Metazoa; Cnidaria; Anthozoa; Scleractinia; Pocilloporidae
Product: ras-related protein Ral-A
Biological process (GO): signal transduction
Cellular component (GO): membrane
Molecular function (GO): GTP binding; GTPase activity
Source: RefSeq, a predicted model, not a curated record